This is a messenger RNA of Carassius gibelio (silver crucian carp), 5686 nucleotides long. Its product is annotated as myb-like protein X. The coding region runs from base 132 to 5054 and encodes 1640 amino acids. Gene Ontology annotation, molecular function: actin filament binding. The record is from RefSeq and is a predicted model, not a curated record. Lineage: Eukaryota; Metazoa; Chordata; Actinopteri; Cypriniformes; Cyprinidae. Gene Ontology annotation, cellular component: site of polarized growth; postsynaptic density; actin filament. The transcript is spliced from 13 exons. Gene Ontology annotation, biological process: positive regulation of axon extension; positive regulation of dendritic spine morphogenesis; neuron projection morphogenesis.
UAUUUUAAUCUUUCAGGAGGACAUAUAGCUCCUGCCAUAACGAGAUCUGCUAUAUGACUGCAUGUUAUUAUAGUCACGUUUGUUCUGCACUUAAGGUCUGGAUAUUAUAGGCUCCCUUCUAAAGUAACAUCAUGAAAUCUAUGAGGGAAGUUGAUCUGGAUACAUACAAUUUGUCUUUACUUACGGCAAAAGAAGACAUCCUGAAUCCACGCUCGUCAACAAACUGGGCUUUAUUUACCUAUGAUGGAAUAAUGAACAGACUCAAACUGGCUGAUUCUGGAGUAGGUGGAUUGAAAGAGCUGACGGCUAAACUUCACCCUAGACUGCCGCUUUAUGGGAUGUGUAGGGUGGGCAAAGCUCAACCCCGCAUCGCUAUGAUAUUAUGGGUAGGAAAUGAAGUUGAUGACUGCCGCAGAGCUGAGUGUGCCAGCCAUUUACCAGCAAUCAGGGCCUUCUUUAAGGAAGUUCACAUCUUUCUUCCUGCCCACACUCUGGAAGAAAUCACAGAGGAGAGGAUCUGUACGCUGGCCUAUAAUGCUGCAGUGGUAACGCAGGGGCCGAGAGCGAGACCUGGCCGCCGGACAGGAGACAGUCAGGCCACUGUGGGCACUAAUUACAAGCGAACAAUCGCAGCUGCAGAGAUCCAGAGAAUUCAGAGAGAUUCUUUUUGGGCACAAGCGGAGAGAGAAGAGGAGGAAAGGAAAAAGGCGGAACAGCGGAGGGCAGCAGAGGACAAGAGGCAGAGAGAGAAAGAACGAAUGCUUCAGGAGAGGAGAGAUGCAAUAGAGAGAGAGAGGAGGAUGAAUGAAAAAGAACAGAAAAUAAACGAGCAGAGGAGAAUAAAGGCGCAAAUGGAGGCAGAGGCCAAGAAACGUGAGAAAAUAAAAUGGGAGCACGAGGAAAGGGAGCGUGAAGAAGAGGAAAUCAGAGCUAGAUAUUCAAAAUCUCAAUCAGUGGAAAAAGCUGCGGAGGCAGCAGCUCUGGUGUCUCAGCGUACUGUAAACCCCAGAGAGUUUUUCAGACAACUGUCCUUCCCAAGUGUGCCCACAGCCUCCAGUCCCAGCUCCACAUCUCCAGUCAGUAGUCCCUACAGACGACUGCAUCGCAGUCAGACGGACAGUAUCUUCAGUUUCAAUGAAUCACCUUCAUCUAGACCUACAUCUCCAUACAGAUCAUCAGUGAUUUCACCUUACUUUCUGUCGAAUCCCACAUCCCGGAGCCCAAUCCUUUUCACUAGCACUAUGGCUUCCUCACUUCAGAAUGGUGCAAUGGAAUCUACCAAAAGCCAGUUUCAGCUAUCUUCACCAAAGAUGAUGGAGCCACGGCUCCAAACUCAACUAUCACCUACAACCAAUGCAACUGAAUCUGAUAUACUAGAUAGUCUGGUCUUUUAUCCACCUCCACCAACCCCUGAACAGCUCCAACCAGAUGAAUCCCAGAUAGUGGAUGAGUUUCCUCCACCUCCCCCUGGUUUUGAGAAUUCACCUGAACUAUCUGUGAAGCUGCCGGAGACUCUUGAUGUCCCCUUAGACCCUCUUCUUCCUCCAUCGUGUGUUUUGGUACCUGAGCCACCCACCAAGCCACUUCCUGCUCUGCCCGUUGAUCCACGAAUGCUGAAAGACCUGGAAGCGGAGAAGGAUUUUACUGCUCGGGCAUUGGUUAUAUCUACGGUGGAGGAGGAGGAGGAGGAUGAAGGGAAUGGAGAAGAAGAUAUGAAAUAUGAGGGGAAAGAUGUGACUGAAGAAGAAGGGAAGGGAGGUGGAGUUGAAACUGGAGAGAAGAAGAACAGAGGACAAGAGGAACAUGAUGGGAAGACUUCGGAAAAACAUGAAAAUGAAAAAGAAUCAAAUGGUAAAAUGACGGAGAGAUAUGAGAGUGGAAAAGAUGGGAAGAUGUUGGAAGAAUGUAAGGGCGAAGGAAAACAAGAUGGAGACAUUACUGAAGAACAUGAGCGUGAAGAAGAUAAAAGUGUGCAAGAAUUUGAUAGUGGGAAAAUUAUGGAGGAACAAGAGAGUGAAAAAAUAAGGUUAGAAUGUGUGCUAGAAAAAGAGAAGGAUAGGGAAAUUACAGAAAAGCAUGAGGAAGAUCGAAAAUAUUUGGAAGAACAGGAAAAUGAAAAAAACAUGGAAGAAUAUAAGCAAGAUGGGAAUGUUGUGGAAGCAUUCAACAGUAAAAAGGAACAAGACAAGAAAAACAUGGAAGUAUUUGUGACUGAAAAAACACAACAUGAAAAAAUGAUUGAAGAAUGUGAGCUAGAUGGAAAAACUGUAGAAAAAUGUGAGGAAGAACAUAAGAGUGAAGUUGGGGAAAUUAUGAAAGAACAAGAAGUUGACAAAUUACAAGAUGACAACAUCACGGAAGAACAUGAAAGUCAAAAGCAAUUUAAAGAGGAAGCUGGGAAAACUGUAGAAAAAUGUGAAGAAGAAUAUAAGAGUGCAAAAGAAAGUGAUGGAAAAAUGAUGGAAGAACAUGGAAGCAAAGAAAAACGAGAUGGGAAAAUGAUGGAUGGAUUUGACAGGGAUAAAGAACAAGAUGGGAACAUCACGGAAGAACAUGAAAGUGAAAGGCAAGAAAACAAGGAUGAAACUGUAGAAAAAUGUGAAGAAGAAUGUAAGAGUGCAAAAGAAAUUGAUGAAAAAAUGAUGGAAGAACAUGGAAGCAAAGAAAAACGAGAUGAGAAAAAUAAGGAUGCAUUUGACAGGGAUAAAGAACAAGAUGGGAACAUCACGGAAGAACAUGAAUGUGAAAGGCAAGAAAAUGAGGAAGAUGGGAAAACUGUAGAAAAAUGUGAAGAAGAAUUUAAGAGUGCAAAAGAAAUUGAUGGAAAAAUGAUGGAAGAACAUGGAAGCAAAGAAAAACGAGAUGGGAAAAUUAUGGAUGCAUUUGACAGUGAUAAAGAGCAAGUUGGGAACAUCACGGAAGAACAUGAAAGUGAAAGGCAAGAAAAUGAGGAAGAUGGGAAAACUGUAGAAAAAUGUGAAGAAGAAUAUAAGAGUGCAAAAGAAAUUGAUGGAAAAAUUAUGGAAGAAGAUGGAAGCAAAGAAAAACGAGAUGGGAAAAUGAUGGAUGCAUUUGACAGGGAUAAAGAACAAGAUGGGAACAUCACGGAAGAACACGAACGUGAAAGGCAAGAAAACGAGGAUGAAACUGUAGAAAAAUGUGAAGAAGACUAUAAGUGCGCAAAAGAAAUUGAUGAAAAAAUGAUGAAAGAACAUGGAAGCAAAGAAAAACGAGAUGAGAAAAAUAAGGAUGCAUUUGACAGGGAUAAAGAACAAGAUGGGAACAUCACGGAAGAACAUGAAAGUGAAAGGCAAGAAAAUGAGGAAGAUGGAAAAACUGUAGAAAAAUGUGAGGAAGAAUAUAAGAAUGCAAAAGAAAUUGAUGGAAAAAUGAUGGAAGAACAUGGAAGCAAAGAAAACCGGGAUGGGAAAAUUAUGGAUGCAUUUGACAGGGAUAAAGAACAAGAUGUGACAAGGAUGGAAGAAUGUGGGCAAGAAAAUGAGCAAGAUGGAAAACAACAUAGUACAAAUCUGGAAGAACAUGAAAGUGAAAAUGAGGGUUGGAAAGUUGUGGAAGUGUUUGAGACUGAAAAAAUACAAUAUGUGAAAAUGAUGGAAGAAUGUGGGCAAGAAAACGAGCAAGAUGGGAAAACUGUAGAAAAACAUGAACAUGGGAAAAUUUUGGCAGAACACGAAAACGAAAAUCAACAGAAUUACAAAAUGAUAGAAGACUUGGGGAUUGAAAAAAUACAUGAUGGAGAGUUCGUAGAAGAAUGUGAAGUUGAAAAAGAACAUUGGAAAGUGGUGGAAGUAUCUGAGACUGAAAGACUACAACAAGUGAAAAUUAUGAAAGCAUGUGAGCAAGAAGGAAUAAAUGUAGAAGAACAUGAGACUGAAAAAGAGGAUGAUGGUGAAAUCCAAGAUAGUAGAAGGUUGGACGAACAGGAUUGGAAAAUUACAGAAAUGUUUAAGAGCGAAAAGGGGCAAGAUGAAAGACAUGAAAAUGGGAAAGAACAAGAGGGUGAAAAAGAACAGGACUGGAAAAUGACAGAAAAUUGUGAGAGUGAUAAAAUACAAUAUGGUAACAUCACAGAGGAAAAUGAAAAUGAAAACAAACAAGAUGGGAUGAUUGAAAACCAACAGGACAUACAGAGCCAAGAUAAGGAAGGAAUGUCACAUGUGGAUGUAGAUAAAGCAGUGAACGUGACUGUGAUCAGGAAGGAGGAAUCAUACACAGAGAUUAUAAAGAGGUAUGGGACAACAGAAGUAGGUUUCGGAAUUGAGAAGGAACCUUUAAUCCAGAAAGAGGAGACUGACACAGUCUUUUCCCAGCAUGCAACACUUUACCCAGAAUCGCCAUCUCCAAUCAAUGACGCAUGUAUUCCUCAAAGUAUUUCAACCACUCAAGAUAAAAACGAGCUACAGAUGUGCUCAGCUCAUACCUCAUCCCAAAUAAACUUACCAACCAUCCAGGUCGAGUCAGAUCUUUCUAGUUUGAGCAAUCAAAGCGAUUCAGACAUAAAAGAGAAGACUGAAUCUAUUGACUCUCAAGUUUCCUCAGAGAUCUCCAAGAACAGCCCAGAUGCCACAUCAGCAGAACAGACUCCUGCAGUGCAGGAUGAACAACAGACAGAUGCAGAAAUGCUUCAAGAGGAUGAGAUUGUGGACGGCAGCAAUGAUUCGGGUGAGGGGAUUGAUGCUGAGUCCAAGAGAUCACCUUUAUCUGAACAUCAAGCCAGGACUGGACAAUCAGAUGAUGGGGAGGGGCUUGUACCUGUCAGGCAUUUCCCUGAAGACACAGAUUCUGCUGCAGUGGACCUAAAAUAUUGUAUUACUCAUCAGCUGGAUCUGACCAAUGACAUUAGUGAUGUAGAAGUAGAGGAAGAGGCUAUAUCACUCCUAGCCAGUGCCACAGAUGCGGAGCAAAACUUAAAAUGUGAUUCUGACCCAGACCAAGUGAAUAAAGACAUUAAACAUGAAGGUCUGCAGAACUGCGAAAUCAUCGCAGAAACACCCAGCGACAGGAGGAAUGAUAACAGAGCCGAUGAAAAAUGAAGAACAUAAUUGGAGGCAUCAUGGGAACUCUGCAGCAAUCAUAGAGGAGCCCAUUUGGAGAAAUACGACCAAAGGAUGUUUCUCUUAACCAAUCACUGAAGGUCUUGCAGUGAUUUUCUUGAGUUAAUUCUCAUAUGUGCACAAUAAUGCCCGAUAUACUGUAUGUAAGUAGCACACAUUCGGGACUGUGUCCACAAAUGCACUCAAUAUACAAUGGGCUCUAAAUAUUUGAGACCACACUGAAAAUAGGAAACAUGUAUACGUUUAAAAAACAUCUUAAUAAUAUAAAAGAGAAAAAUGUUAUUAUGUAAUAUAAAGAAGGUGAAUUCCUCAAUCAUGCUGGAGAACAAUCAUCAUGACACACCAAAUACUGAGACAUCCUAAACUCUUGUCCAUUUUUUCUGUUCAGCUUUUCACUUGUUAUAUUUAACCAAAAAUGCACUAUAUUAUAAAAGAAGUAUUUUCACAAGCAGACUCAGACUUUUGAACCCUACUGUUGGUUAUCUAUAGUUACAGAGCAUAUUUAUUAUUCAUUUUUCCUCUCAAGCAAAAUAAACUUGCAAGUAAUGUUGUUACUGUAUGGUUCUUACUUUCAAAUAAAGAUUUCUCUGCAACCAUCUGACAAAAUAGUA